AUGGCAACAUUGAUACACAACCCUCCCGCCGACCCUCAUGCUGACCUUGACACGGAACCUGACGAGCGAUGGAAGCUCAAUCUCAGAGAUAGGAUCACAGUGAACCUCAGUUCAAUGGUCGAUGAAGCUAGGAAGCGUAUGCGGGACAGACUGGCGCAGGCUGUCGUAAGCGAAGAAGAUCGGGAGAGUAUAAGCAGGGAGCACCAUGAGGCGAUGAAUAACAUCCGUAAAUUGGCGGAAAACCAGUUCCAAACUGCCCUCCAACAGGAGAGACAGGAACGUCGCUGGGGUGCUGGCCAGAAAGUAGAUGUGACAUGGUCAAAUGAAAUGGUGAAGGAACAACA
Serpula lacrymans var. lacrymans S7.9 is the source of this 344-nucleotide messenger RNA. RefSeq lists its product as uncharacterized. The record is from RefSeq and is a predicted model, not a curated record. The transcript has a single exon. NCBI's taxonomy places the organism in Eukaryota, Fungi, Basidiomycota, Agaricomycetes, Boletales, Serpulaceae. The annotation marks the transcript as partial.